Messenger RNA from Conger conger (European conger), 1076 nucleotides. Its product is annotated as hatching enzyme 1.2-like. The record is from RefSeq and is a predicted model, not a curated record. Gene Ontology annotation, molecular function: zinc ion binding; metalloendopeptidase activity. The coding region runs from base 73 to 921 and encodes 282 amino acids. The transcript has 9 exons. Gene Ontology annotation, biological process: proteolysis. NCBI's taxonomy places the organism in Eukaryota, Metazoa, Chordata, Actinopteri, Anguilliformes, Congridae.
CAGCCUACCUGUAUAAAUUGUGAGGGACUCAUAACAGCGAGACAAGUGACUGGGACCCACAACUUCUUCAGUAUGUCACCCCUCUCCUUGUUCACCUUCACCUGCAUGGUGCUCUGUGCAGUGCACUGUUUCCCCUCAGAGGAAUCAUUUGAGGUUUCUGAUGAACAGGAGGAGGACUCAGUCAAUGACAACAGUCUGAAAGAAGAGGAAAGUGAUAUCUCAACUUUACUUGAGAAAGCCAACAAGAAUGUGGGGCAAGGACUGGAUGAGCCGACUGUCAUUGGGGACAUUGCAAUUCCUACUGAUCUUGGGAACGCUGACCCUUGCACAUCUCGUGGAUGCAAGUGGAGAAAAUCUAAGAAUGGCGUUGUUUACGUGCCCUAUCGCAUCUCCAAUCAGUUCUCGUCGCGCGAGAGGAGCGUCAUUGUGCGUGGGCUGAAUUCCUUCAAAGCCUCCACCUGCGUGCAGUUCAUCCGCCGCAGGAGGCAGAGAGACUAUGUGUACAUCCAGUCUCGCAAUGGGUGUUACUCUUUUGUAGGGCGGCGGGGCGGUGGUCAGGUGGUGUCUCUGAGUCGCAGGGGCUGUGUCUAUCACCAGAUUGUCCAGCAUGAACUCCUGCAUGCCCUAGGUUUCAACCACGAGCAGACACGCAGUGAUCGUGAUCAACACGUUCGUAUCUUGCUUCAGAACGUCAUUCGAGGCAUGGAGCACAACUUCAAUAAAAUCAACACCAACAACCUAGGGACCCCAUAUGACUACGGCUCUGUCAUGCACUAUGGGAGGUAUGCCUUCUCCAGGAACAGGCAGCCAACCAUUGUCCCCAUCCCAAACAGUAAUGUGCAAAUUGGCAGAGCAACGCAGAUGAGCAGCAAUGACAUUCUGCGUAUAAAUAGGCUCUAUGGAUGCAGAAAAUCUGAGUAAUUGAAGACCCCUAUCUCAAAAAGAAGAUUUGCUAGGAUUUUUCUGGAAAAGCUUGCUUUAUGUCAAAAAUAAAUAAAUAAUUAUCUGUUAUAUCAGUACUGUGUUAAAUGUUUCUGUAGUGCAAAUAAAGCAACAUAUCUGCCUUGCAAAAAAAA